CAAAGGCUGGAGACCAGACUGGCCUUUGCGGCACGAGGGCCCUGCUCCCCUCCGGCGGGGGCCAGCCCCGGGGCAGAGGGAGGCAAGGGCAAGGUGGGCUCUGGGCGGGAGCAGAAGCAGAGAGUAAGAACCAAAUGGAAACAUGAAAGAUGGCAAAGGAAUGGACAUAGCCCUGCUCCCUGCUGACUAGCUCCUAGUCUGCAUCUGAACGGUAGAGCAGCUGUGUUACUGGCCGGCAUAGUCAAUCCCAUUGAUUUACCAGCUGCCUCUCAGCAACCUGCAAUGGAAAAGUCCCAUCACUGUUAUUUGGGGCAGCACUACAAUUUUGUCCCGCUAAUACGUAUAGUGUAGUGCAGUGUUUCCCAAUUUUAUUUGGUCAUGGAACCCUUUUCAGCUUACAAGAAUUUCAUGGAACCGCUAGGGUUGCCAGGGUAAAAUUUGUCAAGCCAAAAAAAAAAAAAAAACCCUGCAAAAUAGACUCUGUUGCUUUAAGAAGGGACGGGGGAGAGCUGCAUUUUCACGGAACCCUUACUUUUGCUUCGCAGAACCCCAGAGUUCCAUGGAGCAUCAAUUGAGAAACACUGGUAGUGUGGAGAGACCCAGCAUACAUGGCUAACAAUGGGUAUCAAGCUCUAUUGACACUGUCUACACCUAGAGGGCAAACAUUUUGUAUCCAAGUUGAGGGAGAAGGGGCCAAUUUGAAAAAUCCUGCAGUGUUUCUAGCAGCUGUAUAUUUACUAUUAUCACACAUACCAAAGGGAACUGUCUGAACUACAGAAGAGCACUUGUUAACUGGAAACCUCUGCUAAGGAUGCAAUUACAGUGGCUGCUGAAUUGUUUUUCUUCAGUGAGACCCAUUCUGAUAAACAGAUCAAAGCACCCUGGAAUAAAUGUGAGUACCAGUUUUGCACUAAUUGAAUCUACCUUGAAAAGCCAUGGCCACUGCCUCUCACCUGAACUCGGAUGCACUGCGUGAAGUUCUGGAGUGCCCUAUUUGCAUGGAGUCCUUUACUGAGGACCAGCUGAGGCCCAAACUCUUACACUGUGGACACACCAUCUGCAAACAGUGCUUGGAGAAACUCCUAGCCAACAGCAUCAAUGGGAUACGCUGCCCCUUCUGCAGCAAGAUCACUCGAAUCACCAACUUGGCUCAACUGACUGACAAUCUCACUGUGCUGAAGAUCAUAGACACCACAGGACUUUGUGAAGCUGUGGGUCUUUUCAUGUGCAAAGUGUGUGGGAGAAGGUUGCCCAGACACUUCUGCAAGAGCUGUAAUUUGGUUUUGUGUGAUCCGUGCAAGGAGACAAAACAUCUGCAGCAGGGGCAUGGUGUUGUUGCCAUCAAAGAGGCUGCUGAUGAACGGAGGAAGGAAUUUGGGGCAAAACUUGGCAGACUUCGGGAGCUCAUGGGGGAUCUGCAGAAAAGAAAAACAUCACUGGAAGGAGUCUCCAAAGACUUGCAGUCCAGAUACAAAGCAGUUCUUCAGGAUUAUAGCAAAGAAGAGCGCAAGAUCCAGGAAGAGCUGGCAAGGUCACGGAAGUUCUUCACAAACUCUCUGUCUGAAGUAGAGAAAGUAAAUAACCAGGUAAUGGAGGAGCAGGCUUAUCUACUGAACAUUGCAGAGGUCCAGAUAGUAUCGCGAUGUGACUAUUUCCUUGCCAAAAUUAAGCAGGGAGAUAUAGCUCUCUUGGAGGAGGCAGCGGACGAAGAAGAGCCAGAACCAACAAAUAGCCUACCAAGAGAGCUGACUCUCCAAGAAGUGGAACUCCUCAAAGUGGGCCACGUGGGGCCACUACAGAUUGGGCAGGUGGUAAAGAAACCUCGAACUGUCAAUAUGGAGGAAUCUCUGAUGGAGACUGCUGCAUCCUCAUCGUUUACGUUUAGAGAGACUGAAGUGGUGCAAGAAGAGACUAGUUUGACACCUAAUUCCUCACCUGCCAAACCAAGGGUGCCUGAAACAGCCACAAGCAUCCAGCAGUGUCACUUCCUCAAGAAGAUGGGCUCCAAAGGCAGCAUGCCAGGGAUGUUCAAUCUUCCUGUCAGCGUACAUGUCACUGUACAGGGAGAGGUGCUUGUGGCAGAUCGUGGCAAUUUCCGAAUCCAGGUAUUUACUCGCAAGGGCUUUCUGAAGGAGAUCCGGCGGAGCCCUAGUGGCAUUGAUAGCUUUGUGCUGAGUUUUCUUGGAGCAGAUCUUCCCAAUUUAACUCCCCUCUCUGUCACCAUGAACUGCCAUGGCCUGAUAGGAGUGACUGAUAGCUAUGAUAACUCGGUAAAGGUGUAUACCAUGGAUGGACACUGUGUUGCAUGUCAUAGGAGCCAACUUAGCAAGCCAUGGGGCAUCACAGCUCUGCCUUCAGGGCAGUUUGUAGUGACCGAUGUGGAAGGGGGAAAGCUCUGGUGUUUCACAGUGGACCGUGGUGUUGGGGUAGUUAAGUACAGUUGCUUAUGUAGUGCUGUGCGCCCAAAGUUUGUCACGUGUGAUUCUGAAGGGACCGUAUAUUUCACUCAGGGGCUGGGACUCAACCUGGAGAACCGCCAACAUGAGCACCACCUCGAGGGGGGCUUUUCAAUUGGCUCUGUAGGACCAGAUGGGCAAUUAGGCCGCCAAAUCAGCCACUUUUUCUCAGAGAACGAGGAUUUCAGAUGCAUUGCUGGGAUGUGUGUGGAUGCUAGAGGAGACCUAAUUGUUGCAGAUAGCAGCCGUAAAGAAAUCCUGCAUUUUCCUAAAGGAGGUGGCUACAACAUCUUAAUCAGGGAGGGUCUCACCUGCCCUGUUGGCAUAGCCAUUACACCGAAAGGGCAGCUGCUCGUGCUGGACUGUUGGGAUCACUGCAUUAAGAUCUACAGUUACCAUUUGAGGAGGUAUUCCACACCAUAAGAGUGUAUCACUGGAUCAAGCUACUCUUCUCCUUAUAGAUUUCUCCCAGCCUUAUAAUAAUUUCACAGAAGUUAGUGCUGCACUUUCACAUAGAUUAUGCCAUAAUCUAAGGUGUGUCAUUAUUUUGUGUUUAGAAACAAAAUCGCUUUUUAUGUGUAUAUUUUAAGAAAAAGCAACAACUCAUCACACCUCCCUGGAACAAAGCAUACUUAUGGAGUACUGGCUGCACGUUAGAUGACUGAUCUCUCUCUGCAGUUUACUGCCUUGUGCUGUAAUUCAUGUUCCCAGCUUCAACUAUUGCAGUCUUCUUUGUGCCAUAAACAUUAACUGACUGUUCUCCAUGGCCUUUCCUUAGAAGAUCUAUGAAGUGGUCUUCUUUCCACCACAGUUCUCACAAAGAUCUCGGUAACUAUUCUCCAGAUAGCCCCAGAAAGAUAUUUCUGAUUGCAGCACUGCAGCUGCAGAGAACACAGCCUCCCUAAGCUGCACAAAGUUGCAGCUUGCAUUAAACGAAAGGGCAAGGCUGUGGCCCUCCCUCUUCGUAAGUAGUCAGGAGAAUAUCCUCAUGGUGCCAUUAGUGAACCCCACUUGGUCCAUCAGUCUCUUCAAUGUGAAGUAGGUACAGUACAAUCAUGGAAGAGUGAUCGAGAUGGAGAACUGCCCUCUGAUGGCAAACAGAAUUUCAUUACAGUUUGAUUAGCAUAUGAAAAGUGUAGAGCCAGGGAACAACUGACAGGAGAGCCUAUUUAAUAAAAUUAAUUUUAGUCUGUCAGUAUUCACAGUUGUUUUACUAUUAAAUCUGGCUUGGAACCUGUCUGUGAAUGGUAUGUUUGGUAUUUGAAGCUUUGGCAGAGGAGAGAGAAAUUGAAGUAAACAAGAUCAAAUGUGACAAAUCAUAUGUUCAUCUGCACACUUCAAUACUCUGCAUUCCGGACCAUUGCAUUUACUGAUAAGUUUCCACUAGUCUGCACUUCAUAUGUGAAAGCAACUUGUUCAUGAGAUGGGAGGGGAGGAAUCUUAUUUUAUUACUUAGAAGCUCUUCCACUGGUGGCUUGCAUUUUUUCUUCAUGCACAACAAAAAGCUACAUUCCUAAAGACGUUGUUUGGCCUUUUUUUUUUUUAUGGCUCCAGCAGGCACAAGGGUGCAUGUUCAUCUCAGCUUUGGGUUAGAUGAAGCACAAAACUGCACCUGUGUGAGUUAACACACCCACAGUGUGCCUGUCAUGGCUGAUCAACACAUAUCUCAGUAUGGCAUUGUUUGUCUACAAUGGAUUAUUGAAGAAAAGAAAUAUUUAAAUAGGGCACAGGUGCCAAAGAUAAUAGUUCCACUGCAGUGUAAUUACUAUUUGUUACCAUCAAUAAUGUUGUAAAUUUGGAAGUACAACAGAUCAUGUAUGAAACUGGUUUUAUAAUGGCUGCUGUGUCUAGCAUUUUCAAACUGUAUUUGCUGUAGUAUCAAAUGUGUCCUACAAUGUGUAACAAGCAAGUUUUUAAAUUCCCACCAGCUGUGUGUCCCUUCUUUGCUAAGCAACUGUAAACAACAACAAAAAAGCUUCCUAAGAGCCCCUCCUGCCAGCUGUGUGACUGUAACAGGGCUUCAAGAUCAAGUGCUGAAAGCAGAAUCUUGGUUUGUGGAUUCCCUGAUAAUGCCAAAGAACUGGGCAGGGCCAGCACAUUAGCCCCAACCACUCCAGAUCCAUCUUUGCUUUUAUUUGUACAGUUCCUCACACAGGGAGUACAAUCUGAUCUGGGGAACGAGGUACUGUACUAUGACAUGGUCAGCUAGAAGAACUAGAAGGGAGCAGGCACAGGGAGGCAUUGGAUCUGUAGAGAGGAAGGCACCAUGGCUUCUUAAGAGAAUUAAAAAAUUCAGCUCAUACCAUAUGAUUUGUGGUGUGUUUGCUAUAGGUACAACCCCCCAGGCCUGGAGUUACACACUUUUUAAAAAUUUUGCCUAAGGUGUGUAGUGGCAAUCUGAGGUGUAACUUGUAUCCUGGACUGUAUGUUGUUUGGCUAGAUAUGGUUGUAUUGGGCCUUCAUUUGGCUAAUCGUGCUGUAGCCUAAGCCAUUUUAUAAACAUUACACCUGUGGUACUGACAUUUCAUGUUUAAAAAUUUAAAAAUCUCAUCUGGUUCUACAGAAGUAUUUUCUGCAGGAAGUUUCCAUAGAACUGAAUAAAUGAAGCAAUAUUAUCUUUCAUAAUAAGCACCUUCAUCAAACUAUUCCGGUGAAACCCUUUUGUCCUAUUCUUCUAGAAUCCAAAUGGCUUCAUUUAAGUGGACUUAAGUGUCCCAUUCUGCUGACUGAGCAAUUGGCUGCCAAGGUUUAUCCUGGUGUUCAUGGUUUAAAUUAAGUCUCCAUCAUCUCUUCCAUCCUGUAUUCCAGAUUAAAAGAAAAGGACAUGCUAUUUUACGAUGCACUUAUAGAGCAAGAUAGAAAGGGGACUGGUGUAUGUGUGUUUAGCCUGUAGCUGCUAUUCUGUUCUUGUGGUUUUUUUACAGGCAGGCCUGGGGAAGAGAAGAGGAACCGCUAUCCACAGCUAGUGUACGUGCUACAUCUGGCAAAGUGGAAUUGGCUAUAAAGUAGUUUCUCAGAGCUACAUCUUGCAAUGUUGUUUUUCUUUUUGCCAUCAUGGUGAUCAGCUCCAAAUGAGAUGAAAUAGAGUAAUUAAAGAUUGUGAUAAAAUCGUUUAGCUUCUGCUUUCCACCUGAAGAAGGAACAGGUCUGAUUAUGAGUUUGUGUGGCUUUUAAUGAUUGUGUAAUAAAGGGAAAAUGAACUAAU
Messenger RNA from Pelodiscus sinensis (Chinese soft-shelled turtle), 5661 nucleotides. The record is from RefSeq and is a predicted model, not a curated record. Lineage: Eukaryota; Metazoa; Chordata; Testudines; Trionychidae.